This is a messenger RNA of Ailuropoda melanoleuca (giant panda), 2197 nucleotides long. It is a transcript of the gene DYRK4, whose product is annotated as dual specificity tyrosine phosphorylation regulated kinase 4. Gene Ontology annotation, biological process: peptidyl-threonine phosphorylation; peptidyl-serine phosphorylation. Gene Ontology annotation, molecular function: protein serine/threonine/tyrosine kinase activity; protein serine/threonine kinase activity; ATP binding. The record is from RefSeq and is a predicted model, not a curated record. Bases 135 to 2051 code for a protein of 638 amino acids. The transcript is spliced from 15 exons. Gene Ontology annotation, cellular component: cytoplasm; nucleus; cytoskeleton. Lineage: Eukaryota; Metazoa; Chordata; Mammalia; Carnivora; Ursidae.
UUUCUCGGCCCGAGUCACAAAAAGGGCGGCCGGCGUUUCUAUAGCGACGGGAGGAGGGCGUGGUCCUCGGCCGGCGCGAUCCGGGGCAGGAGCCAGCGCCCCGCAGCGGCCGCCGGGCAGUCUGCGCCAGCCCGAUGCAGCUUUUCCCACCUCCUGUCGGCGCCCGAGCCAAGACUAACAUGGAUGCUAAAAAACCAAGGAACUAUAGUUUGACAACCUUCCCAAUUUUGAAAGCAAGAAAGAAACAGAAUCUCCACCCUGGGAAGGUUGAGAGUAAGCCUUUGGUUCAAGCCCAGAAGCCAUCUUCCAAGCUCAAGAACCUCAGAAUGACUCAAUUCUUGCCUAAGAAUCCAAACACCAGCAUUACUGCACUCCCUUUUGUGGAUACCAAGGGGAAGAAGAACAUGGUUAACCUCCCACACAUCAGCAACAAAAUCUUGCUAAAGCCACCCCUGCUGUAUCAGGAGAAUCAAAGUCACAAUCAGAUACCAGCCUCUGAACUCAAGGCUUCAGAAAUGCCUUUCCAUUCAAGCAGUAAAACCGAAGAUCCCAAGCCAGAGGAGAAACCACCAAAAAGGCACAAGGUGCCUCUGACAGCGGCAGAGGCCCUAAGGUUUUUUAAGAACCAGCUAUCUUCAUAUGAGCAAAGUGAAAUCCUGGGCUACACGGAGCUAUGGUUCCUGGGGCUUGAAGCAGAGAAGCUCCACGUGACUCCUGAGAAGUUCAGUAAAACAAGUUUCGAUGAUGAACACGGCUCCUAUCUGAAGGUCCUGCAUGAUCACAUUGCCUACCGCUAUGAGGUUUUGGAGAUGAUCGGGAGAGGGUCCUUUGGACAGGUGGCCAAGUGCUUGGAUCACAAAAACAAUGAGUUGGUGGCCUUGAAAAUCAUCAGGAACAAGAAGAGAUUUCACCAUCAGGCGCUGGUGGAGCUGAAGAUCCUGGAAGCUCUCAGAAGGAAGGACAAAGACAACACCCACAAUGUGGUGCACAUGAAGGACUUUUUCUAUUUUCGCAAUCAUCUCUGCAUCACCUUUGAACUCCUGGGAAUCAACUUAUAUGAGUUGAUGAAGAAUAAUAGCUUUCAAGGCUUCAGUCUGUCAAUAGUUCGGCGCUUCACCCUCUCUGUUUUGAAGUGUUUGCAAAUGCUUUAUGUAGAGAAAAUCAUUCACUGUGAUCUCAAGCCCGAGAAUAUAGUGUUAUACCAAAAGGGCCAAGUCUCUGUUAAAGUCAUUGACUUUGGAUCAAGCUGUUAUGAACACCAGAAAGUAUACACCUACAUCCAAAGCCGGUUCUAUAGAUCCCCAGAGGUGAUUCUGGGCCAUCCCUACAACAUGGCCAUUGAUAUGUGGAGCCUGGGCUGCAUCAUGGCCGAGUUGUACACAGGCUACCCUCUGUUCCCCGGGGAGAAUGAAGUGGAGCAGCUGGCCUGCAUCAUGGAGGUGCUGGGCCUGCCACCAACCCACUUCAUUCAGACGGCCUCCAGGAGACAGACAUUCUUUGAUUCCAAAGGUUUUCCUAAAAAUAUGACCAACAACAGGGGGAAAAAAAGAUACCCGGAUUCGAAGGAUCUCACGAUGGUGCUGAAAACCUGCGACACCAGCUUCCUGGACUUUCUCAGAAGGUGUUUGGUAUGGGAACCUUCUCUUCGCAUGACCCCUGACCAGGCCCUCAAACAUGCUUGGAUUCAUGAGCCACGGAAUCUCAAACCACGGUCCAGACCCCAGACCCUGAGGAAAGCCAGUCUCUGUCUCCCCUCUGAGGCUCGGAAGUCCAAGGUUCAGGGGCAUCAUCAUUUGGACAUAAAAGAGGUGAUCAUCAAAGCAGCGACCAUAGACAAAAUAAAAGGUGGCACCACUAAACAGGUUCAGAAUUCAGGUGAUCAGCAGGGCUCUCUACAGCAUGCAGCUGAUGUUGUCCAGCUGCCUCAACUAACAGAAGCUUCUGGAAAGCCAGAGGCAGUUGUUGGAACAGAAGACUCCAAGACCUCCCCAGGAAAACAAAGUAAAAACUCCUCACCCAAGAACAUGAAUAUUUUACCACCUAUUGUAUGACCUUUGCUGAAAGUGUGUCCUGUUCCUUUCCACCAAUGAUUUGUAUUAGAGACAGCACUUAUAGUGUACAAUAUUUCAGAUUGUUGUUUUUUAAUGCAUAAAGGUUUGUUUAAAAAAAACUUUAUUCACAUGGCCAGUUAGCAUGA